Molecule: messenger RNA, 3868 nt
Organism: Diaporthe batatas
Lineage: Eukaryota; Fungi; Ascomycota; Sordariomycetes; Diaporthales; Diaporthaceae
Exons: 4
Coding region: 1311-2618 (435 amino acids)
Molecular function (GO): pectate lyase activity
Source: RefSeq, a predicted model, not a curated record
GGAGCACCAAAGUUUCUUAGCUUCCCACAGAUAAGAAGACCACAAAUUUGCCCAAACAUCGAACCAUCAUGUUCUCGGAGACAGAGUCAUGCCCGUACAUCUUCUCCUCGAAAUGGAUCAGCCACGAGGACAACUGUGCCACCGCCUAUCACAAUUGCAUCACCUGCAAACACUGCAUGGCAAACAUCAAUUAUUGGGGCGCAGUGGAUGAGGUCUUGCAGUCGACGGAGCCGCCGGCUAUCCAUCCUCCUGAUUCGAACCCGUACGAACUGAAUCAGCUGCAAGUUCAUGAAAUGGAUACAAAUGCCACGCGCAAGAGUCGGCAGCCGAAGCCUUGAGCCGCACGCUUGGGAACCGAGGGUGAUAUUUGGCCGCUGGGUACCUAAAUUGCCUUUCAAGACCAAGAUAAAGGCAUAUUCAUCGACAUCUAAUCGGGUAUGGCUAGUUCAACAUGAAUUAACGACGAAAGAGGCCAAGCCGUGCUGGGCAGAUUGUCUGGUGCACUCGGCGUGGUCUCGCAGGCACAGCACCGCCAACAUUGAAGUGGUGGUGGCCCUGCUUGAGGCUGCAGAUCAGAAAGGGGCAUCCCGAGCUGAUGGGGCGAUCAUCAAUGCUUGUCUUGCGAGCCUGCGUGCGCAUCACGAUGAGCUUGUGCGCGAGCUUGAUUAACAAUGACUCGGUGUGUGGGUCAGAAACGAUAGCAGAGGGCACGUGGGGGCUUAGUGCUCAAGUGGGAGAAAGCGCCCGCGAAUUUCCCAACAUGGGAUCGACACCCCGUCGACGAAAUUUCAAUACGCUGGGUAUGUACCUGCAUUGAAUGUAAUUGACACAGGGGUGGAUCCAGCGCCCGCGGUAAUACGAAACCGAGUGGAGCCGAAACAUUGGAAACAUUGGAAGAUCCGCCGCCUUGGCAUCAUCCGGAUAUUUCGCCUGCGGCAGUCCUGAGCAAGGGGAUCGGGGGCUGACUCCUGCUUCUGCCCACCAGGACCGAUGAUCAUCGAACCCGCUCUGGCGGCUCAGGGUGUUGGCAGGGUGUUGGCAGGAUGUUGGCAGGAUGUUGUUCUUUGGGCCUUGGCCUCCACCGGCAGCCUUCUCUUAAAGAAGCAGCCCUCUCGUCCUCCUCUUCUCAGCAGUUCUUUCGUUGUCAUCAUCUUCACUCCUUCUUGUCUUGUGUGACAUUCCUCAUUCGCUUUUCAUAGUCUUUCUUCAUUGGAUCCUGGAACUACACGAUACCGGUAUCGUGUAUUUGGUCCUUCCCAACCCUCUUGUCCCAGAUCCACACGUUCAUUUGCUUGCCAGACCAAGCCAGAAUGCGUGUCGCACAAUACUACGCCGCGGCCCUGCUUGCCGCAGUGUCAGCCGUUUCGGCCCAGUCAGUCAAGGGAACCGCGUACGGUUUCGCUACCGGUGUCACAGGAGGUGCUGACGGCGAGGUGGCAUCGCCAAAGUCUGCCUCGGAGCUGGCAGACCUCCUGGCUGACGACGUCGCCCGCGUGAUUGACCUCACCACCACCUACGACUUCACCGGCACAACCAAGACUGGCUCGGGUUGCUCGCCAUGGGGCACCGAGAAGACCUGCCAGCAGGCCCUUGAUGGUGCCAACGACUGGUGUAGCCGUGAGCAGCCGGAUGCCCCCAAGGCCUCCGGCCUGCAGUACGAUACUGCUGCCCUCGACAAGCUGAAGGUCGGCAGCAACAAGAGUAUCAUCUCCUCCAACGGGAAGGGUAUUCUGAAGGGCAAGGGUCUCAGCCUGCAGUCCGGAGCCAAGAACAUCAUCAUCCAGGGUAUCACCAUCACCGACCUGAACCCCGGCCUGGUCUGGGGCGGCGACGCCCUCGAGCUCCAGGGCAACGACGGCGUCUGGAUCGACCACUGCAAGUUCUCCCUGAUCGGCCGCAUGAUGAUUGUGGCGCAUUAUGAGGCAAGCAGAGUGACCAUCUCCAACACCGAGUUCGACGGCGAGACCACGACCUCGGCCACGUGCAACGCCAACCACUACUGGACCAUGAUGUUCUACGGCGACGGCGACCAGGUUACCCUCGACCGCAACUACAUCCACGACUGCUCGGGCCGCGCCCCCAAGCUCGGCGAUGACGGCACCACCUGCUACGUCCAGGCCGUCAACAACGUCUUCUCCAACAUGGAGGGCCACGCCUUCGAGGCCUACGGCUCCGCCACCGCCCUGAUCGAGGGCAACUCGUUCGAGUCCGUCAAGGAGCCCUUCUCCAAGAACGCGCAGGUCGACACGGCCUACACCGUCGCCGACGCGUCCGCCGCCAGCGCGUGCUCCAGCUCCCUGGGCCGCGCGUGCCUGCAGAACACCCUGACUGGCUCGGGCGACUGGCCCUCGCUGGGCGGCGCCUCGACGCUGUCCGCCCUGGCCAAGUACAAGGACAGCCUGCUCACCCCCGUGGCCGUCGACGAGGCCAAGUCGUACGUCCUCGCCAACGCCGGCCCCGAGAACCUGGCCUCGUACACCGGCUACUCGGGCGCCGCCGGCUCCGCCUCCUCGGGCAGCGCCGCCGGCUCCGCCACCGCCUCUGCUGCCCGGCCCACCGCCACCGCCGGCGGUGUCUCCCGGGCCCAGGGCGCGGCUUACCGCUACUACAAGAUGUAAAGGGGCCCAUGACAGGUGCCUUUUUCUUUUGUUGCAGAAAGAUUCUCUUAUGGAGGGAAGACAUCAAUUUUGGCUGUAGAUAUUACCGGCCCCAACCAACAUUUGAACCCUCUAUGUACAUAUAUAUAUUCCCCGGUGCGCCUUCAUAGGUCCCGGCUUCAGUCCUAGCGACGUAAAAUAUUAGCAUUGUUCAAACCCACAUCCGUCUUGACCUUAGUUGUCCAGUGAAUGUUCUUCUGUGUGGUUGUCAAGCUAGCUGAGAACAUUGAACCCUCGAUGUUGUGUGCCGCGCGGCCCGGCUGUGAAAUGCACUGCAUGAACCUGCGUAGAGCAACAUCCAAGCCAUUGCUCCACUAGUGGUUUUUCCGUGGGAUGCCAUGUGGUGGGCGCACGGUUCUUAGUUCGAGUCAUUUGGAUGGCGUUGGGCGUCGCGCGAGGUUGGAACCGCCCCACCGGUGAUGGUCUCGCGUGUCUAUCGGAGGUUCUUAGGCGAGCCGGGAGAUGCGAGCCCUGGAGCCCGGGGGCUCGGGCAUUUCACGACUAACGCGAGAGUGGGCAUUUCUUGGCGCGUGCUUUUGGCCCGCUCGGUAGGUUGGACGCCAGACUGGAUUGGGAAUGCACUCGUGCACGUACCGUCGGCCAGGUCGGCGGUCAUGUCAUAUCUCACGUUUUCGGGUGCAGAAAUACGGGUUCAAAUCGGGAGGUGGAAUCGCGUGACGAUGAGCCAAAGAUGGGGGCGGGGGCAAAUCCCAGAUACACGAGAAAGAAGCGUGCCGUAUCCGGGGUGGUCUUGUACACGGGCUGUGGGGAAUUUUGGAUGGAGCAUAAGAGUUCGAACCAUCUACCUUAUCCCAUCGGAUGCUUUCCUAUAGGAUGUUAUUCCGUAGGAUGUUAUCCCACAGGAGGUUAUCCCAUUAGAUGUUUUCCUAUAGGAGGUUAUCCCCACGGGAGGUUAUCCCACAGGAUGUUAUCCCAUUGGAGGUUAUCCUAUAGGAGGUUAUCCUAUAGGAGGUUAUCCUAUGAGAGGUUAUCCUAUGAGAGGUUAUCCCUUGGGGCUUGGGUAUAUCCUCCGUUUUGGUUCUGGAUAUAAUAUCAUGCGGCUGAUAUUACUAUGUCAGACCCGGUGACUCGGUGCCGGCUGGCCAGGGUGGUCCUGGCAUUGAUGAGCCCGGGAUCUUGGGCGAUUCCAAAGUUUGCUGAUCCCCCAGCCAAGGUGUUACAUGUAGACUGCUCCGUACAGCCAGUCUUGU